This is a messenger RNA of Rosa chinensis, 2999 nucleotides long. Its product is annotated as pentatricopeptide repeat-containing protein At2g44880-like. The record is from RefSeq and is a predicted model, not a curated record. NCBI's taxonomy places the organism in Eukaryota, Viridiplantae, Streptophyta, Magnoliopsida, Rosales, Rosaceae. Gene Ontology annotation, biological process: RNA modification. Gene Ontology annotation, molecular function: RNA binding; protein binding.
UUCAAAUUACAAAGAAGCGCGCGCGCAAGGGGCACGACAAUGAAAGACCAACUAUGGAGAUGGAGCUCCUUGGAAAGAAAAUGCUUAUACCUUCUCCAACAAGCCAACACUACACCACCCUCUCUUCUCCAAAUCCAUGCCUUCAUCCUCCGAAACGCCCUCGAAACCAACCUCAAUGUUCAUCACCACCUGCUCCUCCUCCCCCUCGCACCGAUCAAACACGCCCGCCGCGUCUUCGAUCACCGACCCAAUAAGCAUGACACGUUUCUCUGCAAUGCCAUGAUCAGAGCCCACAUGGCCCAAUUCGCCGAGUCUUUCGCUCUUUAUAGAGAUCUUAGACGGGACACGGGUUUCGAGCCGGAUGGGUACACAUUCACUGCUCUGGCCAAGUCGUGCGGGUUAGAUGGGGACAGAUCCGAAGGAGAAGAGAUUCAUUGUCAUGCUGUUAAGACUGGGCUGUCUUUGGAUUUGUAUGUUUCGACGUCUUUGGUUGACAUGUAUGUGAAGUUUGGGACGAUGGGUUCCGCAAGGAAGGUGUUUGAUGAAAUGACUGAGAGAAACAUAGUGUCGUGGACGGCUCUUGUUUGCGGGUAUGCGAGGACGGGAGAUAUGGGUAGUGCGAGGAGGCUUUUUGAUGAAAUUCCUGAGAGGGACUCGGCCGCGUUUAAUGCGUUGAUUGAUGGAUAUGUCAAGUUGGGGGAAAUGGGCUCGGCUCAAAGUUUGUUUGAUGAGAUGAGGGAUAGGAAUGUGGUGACUUGGACUAGUAUGAUAUACGGUUACUGCCAUCGAGGUGAUGUAGAGGCCGCUAAAUCACUCUUUGAUUCUAUGCCCAAGAAGAAUCUUAUUUCUUGGAAUGUGAUGAUUGGUGGUUAUUGCCAAAACAAACGUCCCCGUGAAGCCGUGAGAUUGUUUCAUGAAAUGCAGUCAACUACAUCGCUUGAACCAGAUGCUGUAACGGUUGUGAGCAUUCUUCCGGCUAUAGCUGAUUUGGGUGCUUUGGAUUUAGGGCAUUGGGUUCACGAGUUUGUACAGAGGAAGAAGCUUGAUAGGCUAACCAAUAUCUGCACUGCGCUUGUGGAUAUGUAUGCAAAAUGUGGUGAAAUAAAAAAGGCCAAAAGACUCUUUGAUGAGAUGCCUGAAAAAGAAACGGCUUCUUGGAAUGCUUUGAUAAAUGGGUUUGCAGUCAAUGGCUAUGGAAAGGAGGCACUGGAUGUAUUUUUAGAGAUGCAACGAGAAAAGUUUAAGCCUAACAAUAUAACCUUUGUCGGUGUUCUGUCCGCUUGUAACCAUUGUGGUCUGGUAGAGGAAGGGAAAUUUUGGUUUAGGAAAAUGGAAAACUUUGGGCUCAUUCCACAGAUUGAGCAUUAUGGUUGUAUGGUAGAUCUUUUAGGAAGGGCAGGGUGCUUGGAGGAAGCUGAGAAGCUGAUCAAGAGCAUGCCUUACGAUGUGAAUGGGAUAAUUUUAAGUUCCUUUCUUUUUGCAUGUGGGUAUUGUGAGGAUGUCAUGAGAGCCAACAAAACUUUAGAGCAGGCUGUCAAACUGGAGCCAUGGAAUUAUGGAAAUUAUGUUAUGUUGAGAAAUUUGUAUGCCAGAAACAGAAGGUGGAGUGAUGCAGAUAAUAUUAAGAGUUCGAUGCGGAAGAAUCAAGCAGAUAAAGAGGUUGGUUAUAGUGUUAUAGAGGUUGAUGGUAGAAUCAAGCAGUUUGUGGCUGGGGACAGGAUGUACACAUCUUCGGAAGCUAUACAUUUGACCUUGCUACAGAGUUGGAAGCACAUGAUGGGACAAGUCCCGUGUUCUAUGGCUAAGGUGUGAGUUGCAUGAGUCUGGGGAAAGAGAUUCUUUAUAAAACAGCCACAGCGUACAAUUUCAGUGUUCAUCAAUCUUGGUUUAUGUUUCAAGAAACUGCUUGUACACUUCAAAGGAUGGGUUAUACUUGCAGUCCCUUUGGGGGAUCUUUUUCAAAUGGCAGCCUGCAUAUAGAUACUUAGCAAUGCCAAUUGGAAGCUUAAGAUUGCUACUAAUUGUUCAAUGCGUGGGAAAAUUGAACACUUGUAAUUAGAUUUCCUGUGAACUUCCAUUCCUGUCUUACUGCACAUUUUGGAGAAUGGUACCAUAUCGAUCUAUAUAAAGAAUUUGAUUGAUUCUUGACUUGUACGGUGGUAUAUUGUAAUAUAGGUACUUCACAAACAAAAAAGAAAGGAAUAUAUGUGGGCAGCAACUGCAAGGAACCAUUUCCAUAUCAGAUACAGUAUGAAGACACAGUUUCACAGGCAUGCCUGAUGCCUUCCCAAGCUGAAGUUUCUUCCAAGCGAAUAACCAGAUUUCAAGGUCCGCAAAGAUGAUCAAUUAUGCAAUGGAACCGGUGUAUGAAAAGUUUAUACAGAAUUCAGAUACAGAGUUUGACGAGUUUCACGCUGCCAUGCUUGGUGUUUGCAGCGCAUUAAAUGCUGCUAUGCCCGGUAAACACUACAAUGUGCCCGGACUGGAGGAAGUAAAGGAAUUUCACAGUACAUGGAACAACUUACCGACUCAAAAAAAAAAGAGGGAGCAAUUCAUCCAGUUUGUGAAGGAUAAUGUGAGAGUUAACCAGGCUGAUACCGCUACCUUGUUGACAGGAGUACUGGCGCCUCCAGGGGCCAUGGCUGCUAAAAAAGCUGGGGAGAGUCUUCCCCAGCUGAAAAUGAUCAAGAACGUCCCGGACAUCCUCUUCGUGCCGACGGCAACAGUAGUAGCACUCAUUACUGUAAGGUUCUCCAAAAGACUUUUCAUGCGAAGCUAGCAACAGAAAAACAACCUACACAGAUUAGAAACAUGAUGGCCCCUUCUCCUUUGAUUAAGACCUGAGGUUGCUCUCCCCAAAUCCUUUAUUCACCCCAAAACAAAAGUCCAAUAAACUAUGUAUAAGAUUAUGGCAAUUGUGCAAAGUCUUUAUCAAUGUAAAUUAUUUGUUGGAAAUGUAUCCCAAAAAAAAUAAGAUUGUUAUAAUUGGUAUCUGCAAA